GUAAACCAGAGUAUCUAUGACUCAAACAUUUAAUUGAAUUAUUCAAAAUUAAAUGCAUAAUAGGUAUUGAAUACUUUUUGUCGUUAUUGAUUACAAAAUUGAUUCGUACAAAAUGAUUACGAGAGGAAUAUGUUCAUGUUUUUAGAGAGAUACCUAUCGUGUUGUAAGACGAAUGACGAAUUGAUCUGUACGAGAGCGUACAAUGACUAAGCAAAUUUUUCCUGAAAGCGUAAAAGCUAGCGGAAAAUCGAAGCCUCGGUGGCUGCUCGAUGUUGGAACUUGAGAAAUUUCAUCAUUUGGGAAACCUAUGGAUGGAAAGCGUUCUAUAAAAAUGGAUCCUCUUUCACCUGGCCCCUGUUUAGAUAUUAGUGACGAUGAACUGGUGACUAUAUCAGUCAGAGAUUUGAAUAGGCAACUUAAAUUACGUGGUUUAUCAAGAGAAGAAAUAGUACGUAUGAAACAACGUAGACGUACGUUAAAGAACAGAGGAUAUGCAGCCAGUUGCCGCAUUAAGAGAAUUGAACAGAAGGAUGAGUUAGAGUCAGAGAAGUCACAGGAAUACCGGGAUAUGGAAACUAUGCAAGAUGACAAUAACCGCAUGAGAGAGGAAGUAGAGUCUUGGCACUCAAAAUACCAAGCAUUGAAGAAAUUUGCAGCAGAGAAGAAGAUUCACAUUCCACCAGAAUUGGAAACUAUUUAAAAUAGAUCACAAUGCUUGAUGCACUGGGAAGUGACAAAAGUAUUGAAUAAUUAAUAAAUCUAUAUGAAAUUUACAUAAUGUUUAAGAGUUGCACCCUGAAGCAGUUGAAAUGCAGAUAAAUAUUAUAGUGCACUUGUGCAUUAUAUUAAUUAUAAACUGAUUUAAGAUGCUGAAAAAACUAUAACUAAUAUGUAAAAUCAUAUACCUAUGUA
Molecule: messenger RNA, 912 nt
Organism: Megalopta genalis
Lineage: Eukaryota; Metazoa; Arthropoda; Insecta; Hymenoptera; Halictidae
Product: transcription factor MafK
Biological process (GO): regulation of transcription by RNA polymerase II
Cellular component (GO): nucleus
Molecular function (GO): DNA-binding transcription factor activity, RNA polymerase II-specific; RNA polymerase II cis-regulatory region sequence-specific DNA binding
Source: RefSeq, a predicted model, not a curated record